AUGUCGGCCUCUAUCGUGGCUCUCGUGCAAAGUGUCGCAUUCAUCAAUAAGGGCAUGCGCUAUAUCGCUUCCGUGCGCAAAGCGCCGGUCCAGUUUCUCGAUCUUCAGAACCAGUUAGAGACCAUCCAUGGCUACCUGACCGAUCUGCAACAGGUGCUUGACAAGCUCUCGUCCAAGGACGCCCCUCUUCUCGCGCCAGACUUGUCGCAUAUUACAACCAUUUUAAACGCCCUGGAGAAAGACGUAGCUGAGUUGGAGCUGAUAGCUUCCGAGUAUAGCGCAUAG
This is a messenger RNA of Fusarium redolens, 285 nucleotides long. RefSeq lists its product as uncharacterized. Bases 1 to 285 code for a protein of 94 amino acids. Lineage: Eukaryota; Fungi; Ascomycota; Sordariomycetes; Hypocreales; Nectriaceae. The record is from RefSeq and is a predicted model, not a curated record. The transcript has 2 exons.